Messenger RNA from Haplochromis burtoni (Burton's mouthbrooder), 575 nucleotides. RefSeq names its product mitochondrial ribosomal protein L42 (gene mrpl42). The transcript has 5 exons. Gene Ontology annotation, cellular component: mitochondrial large ribosomal subunit. The record is from RefSeq and is a predicted model, not a curated record. Bases 76 to 510 code for a protein of 144 amino acids. Lineage: Eukaryota; Metazoa; Chordata; Actinopteri; Cichliformes; Cichlidae.
CAGCGGAACUAUUGAAGCAGAGUCAGAAAGCAGAGACGGAAAUAUUACAGUGUUGCACAUACAAAAUAAUUAAGCAUGGCGUCGGGUCGUUUGUGCAGACUAAACAGUCUCCUAACGCGACUCUCCGGUCGCACUCGGUUAUCGUGUGUACAAACUUGUUUGGUCCCAGCUCGCCAGAAGUCCAGUGUUGGUACUACUUCUCUUGAUGGACCUGAAUGUAAUGUGGAAAUGGGUGUGACCUCAGAUGGAAAAACCAUAGUGUGCUACCAUCCCACUGUGGACAUUCCCUAUGAGCUUACCCAGCCUAUAGAAAGACCAGACCCAAUGGCCAACCAGGUCGAGACGCACGACCAGGUUUUAAAGGCCCACCUCAGCAAGGAGGUGCUCAAGGACAACGGCCCCACAAUAGAAGAGCUGAGCAAGAUGUUCUUCACUACAAAACACCGCUUUUAUCCAAUUGGACAGUAUCGAAGGCGACGCAUAAAUAAGGACCCACCGAAGGACAGAUAGCUACCAAACAGCAAAUGAUAUCCUUCUGUUGUCACUAUAAUGUUAAAUAAACUGUUAAAUAAUAA